AAAAGAUAUUGGAGUUGGAAUUUGGAUUAAUAAAAGCGGGCGUGGGCUCUCUCUCUCUAGGAGUAUCUAUCUUGGCUACAUGUACUCUCUCUCUCCUCCGCUCCUCCUCCGUACAUCACAUGGCUAAAGCCAAAGCCGCCCGCCGCACUCUCGACUCCUACUCCGUCAAGCAUAUCAACAAGACCAUCCGCCCCGGGGACUGCCUCUUGAUGCGGCCGUCGGAGUCAUCAAAGCCGUCGUACGUCGCGCGUCUGGAGAAAAUCGAGGCGGACAGCCGCGGCGCGAACGUGAGGAUCCACGUGAGGUGGUAUUACCGGCCGGAGGAAUCGAUCGGUGGCCGCCGCCAAUUCCACGGCUCGAAGGAGGUAUUUUUGUCCGAUCAUUUCGAUAUUCAGAGCGCUGAUACUAUUGAAGGCAAGUGUACUGUACACAGCUUCAAGAGCUAUACUAAGCUCGACGCCGUUGGGAACGAGGACUUCUUCUGUCGUUUCGAGUAUAAUUCGUCUACUGGUGCUUUCAAUCCAGACAGAGUUGCCGUGUACUGUAAAUGUGAGAUGCCUUAUAAUCCAGAUGACCUUAUGGUUCAGUGCGAAGGGUGCAGUGACUGGUUUCAUCCAACUUGUAUAGAUAUGACCGUGGAAGAAGCCAAAAGAAUUGAUCACUUCUACUGCCAUAACUGUUCCUCAGAAGAUCAGAAGAAAUUACAAGAAUCUCACGUUUCCACCAGAAGUGCUGACGUGAAGGUGGAUACAAAACGCCGUCGGAGGUGAUACAUCUAGUACAGUGGAAGGUUUCUGAUGCCAUAUCGAAGCAAGCACACUGUAGUGAGGUAGAAGUUGAAAAUUGUAAUCUGAUGCAAGAAGGGAGUUAUGUGGGAAACCUGUCGUGUCUAUAUUUAGUUCAAAAGACAGUUAACCUCGUUUCCUCCAGAGGUUGAGGAUCUGUUUGGUUGUCUGUAAUUUAUAUGAUGUAGAUUCUUGUUGCUCUCUCCCGGGGCUCCUGUUGCACAAUCUCACUGAUUCUCAACUUAGAUAAAAAUGUCACACGUGAAGAGCCCUGGGAUGUAUAUGCUUGGCGGUUUGUUUCUGUUUAUGGAAUUAGUUAUCGAUCCA
Salvia miltiorrhiza (redroot sage) is the source of this 1112-nucleotide messenger RNA. RefSeq names its product chromatin remodeling protein SHL-like. The record is from RefSeq and is a predicted model, not a curated record. Bases 120 to 770 code for a protein of 216 amino acids. NCBI's taxonomy places the organism in Eukaryota, Viridiplantae, Streptophyta, Magnoliopsida, Lamiales, Lamiaceae. Gene Ontology annotation, molecular function: chromatin binding. The transcript is spliced from 5 exons.